UAAACAAGCUAGUACUUCUGGCUCCCUCUCUGACGAAAGACAAGGGGACAAAGGACGAGGCAAGAGAGAGAAAGCCAUGGCGGUAACGGAGGCAGAUGCAAUCAAAGAUUUGACGGGCGAGGAGGUGGAAGACCUCAAGGAGACGUUCCGCACGUUCGACAAGGAUGGUAGCGGCGAAAUCGACCUGGACGAACUGCGGACCGUCAUGACCUCGCUCGGAUACAGCCCCACCAACAAGCAGCUAGAGGACAUGAUGGCGAAGGUGGACCUGGACGGGAACGGGCUCAUCAACUUCGCCGAGUUUGUGACGAUGAUGCGCAAGUGCAAGGUCGACACAGACUUUGAUAGGCAAAUCAGGGAAGCUUUCAAGUUUUUCGACCAAGAUGGGUCAGGGGCGAUCGACACCAAGGAACUCGGGAACAUCAUGCGACAGUUGGGGGCGAAACUGACGGACUCGGAGAUCAACCUGCUGGUGCAAGAGGCGGAUGUGGACGGAGAUGGCCAGGUGGACAUCAACGAGUUUCUCAAGAUCAUGUACAGCUGAAAGGGUGGAAGCUCCCACAUACGUUCAAUUCUCCACGCGCGUCCAUUGAGGUUGCGCGUGGAUGCCUUCUGAGUCGGGCGUGUCGUAGACUCCCAUUGUUUAUCAAGAUGAGAGGAACUUCAAGCGCGCGCAGCUUAGUGUUACGGGCGAGGAAGAAACCUACCCUAGCACUAUACGACGCGCACUGUCGUGGUCCUGGUGUUUGGAGAAGGGGUUGCACAAGCGGGGCGUUGAGAGGUUUUCCUGUUCCACUUGUCUAGCAGCAUAUCCACCCCGCUUUCCCAAACCUUUUGAGGAUGACAGUCAGGAAGGGUUUGCCCCCCUUGUCCAGGCUGCCAUGGAUUGGCAGAGACAACGCCACGAAAUUGUAGGCCCUGUAGAAUUUUGAUAUUUUUUUUUCAAGGUUGAAAGCGGCAGAGUUUUUUUUAUUGUCUUGGGUCCCGCCCGCUGUGUCCCUCGGCAAGUGGUGAAGGGAUUGCCGCUAAACGCUUCCUCAUGGGUCGGUAAGGAUCGAUCCCAACUACCAUCAUUGUUGCGCGAUGAUCGUGUAGCGUUCGCAGCAGGGCUGCUGAUUUGAGUCGGAUGUGGUAUUGUGGUUCCCUGUUGUGUCCUGCCGGGGGGGGCGUACGCGUAGGAAUUUCAGGAAGUCGGGUAUCACGCACUUUUGGAGGUUUCGAGGUGAUGGUCGUGUAUUUAUUUGUGGUAGAGCACCCCCUCCCUUCUUCACGCCUCCGCCGGUGCAUAAACAAAACACAGGCGGCGUUUCAUCGACACUUUACAUUUUUCAAAGCGCGCAGGCAGCAUUUAGAGGUUUUCCGGAGGAUGCGGUAGCUUUGUGCGCGUCGCUUUCUCUUGCAGACCGUGUGGCGACGGCUGCAGCUGCCGCAUCGGCAGCACUUUUGACUUCGUAGUUAAGCGAUUGGAUGUCGGUCGGAUGGAGCUGAUUGACUAUUUGCACGAGCGGGUGCUUUCGUCCUCUCAUCCUGGUUCUAGUUCGCUCGGCUUUUUCGUGGAGAACAUCUCCCACGCAUCCGAUCGGCUGUUGGUUGACACGAAAACAGGUUUUGUGCGGUAGGAUAAGGUUUUAUUGUUAAAGGGCAGCUUCAUACAAUAACGCAGACGAGGGAGCGCCGAGGGUUGAUUAGGCGUAACACGUGGGACCAGCUGUGGGCCACCACAAAGUCUCUACAUAUCACGGAGGGAUAACGGAUGCCUCAACAACGUCCAGCGUCUGUCAACCUUACUGCAUUAUUACGCCAAACAUAUGAAGUAUUGUACCUCGCACUGGUUUUUAGGCCUGUGCUGAUAUUUGUGUGUGUGUGUAUCCGACUAUUAUGUCAUCGGAAGACGGAACAGAAUGGAAUGUAAAUGUUAAUGUGUGCGUCUCAGUUUGGCGAAGGGGGCAAGCAGACUCUCCAUUCCGUCAUUCCGUCGGUUCUUUGAGGUAUCAAGACAAAAAAAAAACGUGUGCUGUGGACUUGGGGAAUUGCUGACUCUCGGAGGCGCUGAGAGCUACUGUAGCUCCGAACGCUCACAGAGGAAUGGAGACGCAAAAGUGGC
Molecule: messenger RNA, 2104 nt
Organism: Ectocarpus siliculosus
Lineage: Eukaryota; Phaeophyceae; Ectocarpales; Ectocarpaceae
Source: the annotation of a GenBank genome assembly